Messenger RNA from Scedosporium apiospermum, 3132 nucleotides. RefSeq names its product OPT oligopeptide transporter. The coding region runs from base 1 to 3132 and encodes 1043 amino acids. Gene Ontology annotation, biological process: transmembrane transport. Lineage: Eukaryota; Fungi; Ascomycota; Sordariomycetes; Microascales; Microascaceae. The record is from RefSeq and is a predicted model, not a curated record. The transcript has 2 exons. Gene Ontology annotation, molecular function: oligopeptide transmembrane transporter activity.
AUGUCUUCCGGCCGGAGGAGGGAACAAGGUAGCAGUCCCGAUCAACCGGAUUCCGGUGACUCUUCUCACUUCUCUCCCAGUCAAGGCGAUGUUCCUCUGCAGCCCUUAACACGAGGCAGCUCCUCCGUUUCCGUUCGAGUCCCAGACCCUCAGGCAGGGUCCUCCUCCGAUCAGCCCCAUCCGCCCUCCCUUAACAACGACCUAUUCCCCGAGGACGCCGCCCUCGCCGUCGCCGACCCCUACGACUCCCAGAGCUCCUCCUGCACCAACCAUGAGCUAUACACCCCGAGCCUCUCCCUCAGUUGCGACAGUCCCUCAAACGUUUCCGCGAGACCCGACCUACCGAUGCCUCUCCGGUCCCCCUUCCUCCGGUCCGGCCAGCCGCACCCCAUCUCGUACGGGUCGGUAGUGCCGAGUCCGAGUCGAGAGAUUUCGCCCAUGGGCAGUGAUGCGGAAGCCGCUAACUCCCAUGCCCUUAACAACGUCUCCGAGAACGGUACUACACUCGCACGACGUCCGUCGCUAUCUGGGCCGCCACAAGGCUCGCCUCCACUAUCCCGCGCACUGGACAGUGCAGUUCUAGUUACGGGCAUGGACGGCCGAUUCGCCGUCCCCGAUGCAGCUGUCUCCACGGGCAUUCUCGAGGAUGCUAAGUCGACGUACGGCAGCAGCGCUGCGAAUACCUCCUAUGCCGAGACCGGUAGUGAAAUGGAGGAGUUGGAUGGCACCAUUGAGAAUGAAGAGGAAGACGAAGACCUGAAUCCGAUCGAUAACUCCUCCCACGAUGCCGUGCGCGCCUCUGUUUCGCCCAUAGACAAUACUACUUUGUCCAUAAAUACCCCUAGGAUGUGGGCCCUCUCCAUCCUAUUCUCUUUCCUCGGAUCCUCUACAAAUCUCUUCUUCUCCCUCAGAUACCCAAGCGUUGCUAUAACCCCAGUUAUUGCUUUAUUAUUAGUACACCCCCUAGGUCAUAUAUGGGAUUAUCUCCUGAAACGAGAUGGUGACCCCGUCGAUGAGUUCGUGGACGGAGUACGGCGGGGCAGCAUAUUGAACUCUCCCGAGGAUAUCAGCCAUAGGAAUCGAUCGAGAUGGGAAAGGUUGCGGUUAUGGCUCGCCCAAGGCCGUUGGAACGAGAAGGAGCACACCUGCGUAUACGUCAGUAGCAAUGUCGCAUUCGGCUUCGCUUUCGCUACGGAUGUCAUCGUCGAGCAGCAUAAGUUCUAUGGGCAGGACGUAACGAUCAUGUAUCAGCUGCUCCUAAUUAUAUCGACCCAGAUGCUAGGCUACACCUUUGCCGGCAUAACGAGACGCUUCCUCGUCCGACCCAGCGGAAUGAUCUGGCCCGCGACGCUCAUGUCGGCGGCCAUGUUUUCAACUCUCCAUAAAGAGGACAAUAAGCCAGCUAACGGAUGGACGAUAAGCCGGUGGCAGUUCUUUCUAGUCGUGUGGCUCUCUGCUUUCCUCUUCUAUUUCUUACCGGGGCUCCUAUUUCCAGCUCUGAGCUACUUUAAUGUUCUCACGUGGUUCGCGCCCGACAACGUGGUCGUCGCCAACCUUUUCGGCGUCGUUUCCGGCUUGGGCCUGUUCCCCGUGACAUUCGACUGGGCUCAGGUCACUUAUAUCGGCUCCCCUUUGCUCGUUCCCUUCUGGGCUGCGGUGAACGUCGUGGGUGGCUUGGCGAUCGUUAUGUGGAUUAUCGCUCCACUGGCAUACUACAGCAACGUCUAUUUUUCCUCAUACAUGCCCAUCCUCUCCGCCUCCGUCUUUGACAACAAGGGCAAGAUCUACGACGUCACGAAAAUUUUGACGCCGGAUUUCCUCUUUGACCGUGAGGCGUACAGCAAUUACAGUCGGGUAUUCCUCCCCAUCACCUAUGUUUUGAGCUAUGGUGUCCAGUUUGCCGGCCUUGCGGCUCUCUUGACGCACACAUUUUGCUGGUAUGGCAAGGAUAUGUGGAUGACGUGGAAGAAUGCCCUUAAAGAAGCCAAGGAAGGCGACAAGCCUGUGUACCAACCUAUCCCCGGCUCAACCGAUAAUAUUUCUGGAGGGUCUGGGAGUGCUACGCCUCGCGAGGGGCUUUCGAGAACUACGACGGGGACUUUCGAGGGUAUGCUCGGCAAGGAGGACGUGCAUAAUCGGUUGAUGAAGAGGUACAAAGAUGCGCCACUUAGCUGGUACCUCAUGACGUUUGCGUCCAUGACGGCUAUUGGCAUCUUUAUCGUCGAAUAUUACCCUAUUCAUCUGCCGUGGUAUGGAUUGCUCCUAGCGCUCGGCAUUUGCGCCAUCUUCUUCAUCCCGAACGGCAUCAUCAUGGCCGUCACGAACCAACAUAGCAGCAUUUACCUAAUCUGCCAGCUGGUCUGCGGAAGCGUUUUCCCCGGUCGACCCAUCGCCAACAUGGUCUUCGUAACCUACGGAUACAUCUCAUCCGCGCAGGGUAUCAAGUUCGCCUCCGAUCUAAAACUCGGCCACUACAUGAAGAUCCCGCCCCGAAUCCUCUUCAUGGUCCAGAUGGUGGCCACGCUAGUCUCGUCGUUCACCCAGAUCGGCGUCUUAAACUGGAUGUUCGCCAACGUCCACGGCCUCUGCACGCCGGAAGCCAUCAACGGGUUCACGUGCCCCCUAGCCAGGGUCCACUUCAACGGCUCCAUCCUCUGGGGCGUCGUUGGGCCGGGGGAGUUCUUUGGCCCCAACGCCCUGUACAGGUCGCUGGUCUGGUUCUUCCUGAUCGGCGCCAUCCUCCCCAUCCCGCUCUGGCUUUAUAGCCGGAACAAGAAACACAGCAUCCUGAGGAAGGUUAACUUCCCCGUCAUCUUCGGAACCAUGAGCUGGAUCCCACCCGCCACGGGCCUCAACUUUUCCGUGUGGGCCCUCGUCUGCUUCGUCUUCAACUACCUCAUCAAGAGGCGCGCGAACGCCUGGUGGUCGAAGUAUACUAUGACACUGAGCGCCGCGCUCGACUCGGGUCUGGCGUUCGGCAUUGUAGUCGUCUUCUUCGGGUUUAUCUAUCCCGGGUGGACGAAGGGAUUUAAGUGGUGGGGCACCGAGGUGUAUAAGCAGGGAUGUGACUGGAGGGCCUGCCCUUACCAGGACGUUCCUGAAGGAGGGAGGUUUGGUCCCGAUACAUGGUAA